CACUGCACUGGACUGGAUCGACAUUUCUAACACGGUUGUCAAGUUACGUGAGUGACUAAUUUUUCACAGACAAAAAACAGCUAUUUUUACGUGCCGCGAAGUACCACCAAAUUAUCUAAAAUGCUCGCGAAGUUCCGAGGAAUCCUCACUCGAUAAAAAUAAUCGAGUGCCGACUUUCGCGGAAAGAGACGGUCAUUCAGAAUGUGGAAUGGUUAUGUUUGUCAAAGGAUAGUGAUAGUGGUUUAACAACAAUGGAGGACUUUUCUCCGUCAAAGGUGAAGACGAUUGCAGAAGGAGUUGAUGUCGUUAAUUCGCGAGCCGCCGCCAGGAAUGCAUGUGGAUGGAGAACAUGUGGAUGAAAAUUUGACUCAGUGGAUUGUACAUAUGGAGGGUGCAAAAGGAACUUUAUACGAAGGAGAGCGCUUUCAAUUACAAUUUAAAUUCAGUUCGAAAUAUCCGUUUGACUCGCCAGAAGUUACGUUUAUUGGAGGAAACAUUCCCGUACACCCUCACGUUUACAGCAAUGGUCACAUCUGUCUGUCAAUUCUCACAGAUGAUUGGUCGCCUGCCCUCAGUGUGCAAAGCGUCUGCUUGAGUAUUGUUUCGAUGUUGAGCAGCUGCAAAGAAAAGAAAAGGCCACCUGACAAUUCAUUCUACGUGAAGACUUGUAACAAAAAUCCAAAGAAGACAAAGUGGUGGUAUCAUGAUGACAGUGUAUAACUUAGUUGACUGGCCAAAGUGAAUGAUCAAACUGUCAAAUCCACGACAGUGCCUGACCACCCAGAGUGCUUUGACGCCCUCUCCAGGGAAUAAAAAAAAAAAUUCUUCGAAAUCAUAAAAACAAAAAAAAAAAUGUAAGAGUAUUCCUAUAUGUAGAAUGAGAGACGUAAAAUACCAUUUUAAUUAUUACUCUUAUUAUCAUUGUAAUAAAAAAAAAAGUAAUAGUAACUCUGCGAAUUAACAAACAAUUUUUAUUAUAUAUUGUUUACAAAUUGUUAACGAAGAAUGAAACGAAAAGUGUGGCGGAUUGUUUCGUUAUAAUAGUUAAGAAAUUGAAUUAGAAUCUUGAGAGUUAAUCUCAGUUUCAGAGAUGAAAAAUAAUGAUGGAGAAAGGUAUUAAUUGAAUUCGUGAAAAAGGAUUUUUGACGUUUCGAUACGUGCUUCGCGUGCAUACGUGUUGGUAAUUGUUUAUGUAAACUUAAAAGAGAAUAGUGCAAUAUGGCAAUUUAUAAAAAUGUCUUGAAGAAAAUCAUUUUAUUAACUAACACUGUUCAUUGCUGUGUUUACAUUUUCAAUUGAUAAAGUAAAAUUAGGGUAUUAUUUUACAACUUUUUGACUAUUCUGCUUUGAAUUAAUUUUUUUUUAUUUGCUUCAACGCGAGGCCUUGAAUUGAAAGAAUUCGAGGUUUUUCGAAGUAUUUCGAGACACUUCUAAGCGUUUAAUGUACUACUACAUUUAGUUAAUAAAUCCAAUUUUUUGCACAUAA
Belonocnema kinseyi is the source of this 1486-nucleotide messenger RNA. RefSeq names its product ubiquitin-conjugating enzyme E2 W. The record is from RefSeq and is a predicted model, not a curated record. Bases 301 to 720 code for a protein of 139 amino acids. The transcript has 4 exons. NCBI's taxonomy places the organism in Eukaryota, Metazoa, Arthropoda, Insecta, Hymenoptera, Cynipidae.